This is a messenger RNA of Amblyraja radiata (thorny skate), 1349 nucleotides long. RefSeq names its product transcription elongation factor A N-terminal and central domain containing (gene tceanc). Lineage: Eukaryota; Metazoa; Chordata; Chondrichthyes; Rajiformes; Rajidae. Bases 112 to 1191 code for a protein of 359 amino acids. Gene Ontology annotation, cellular component: nucleus. Gene Ontology annotation, biological process: DNA-templated transcription. The transcript has 3 exons. The record is from RefSeq and is a predicted model, not a curated record.
GAGGUUGCAGUGGCGGUGAUGGCGCUGUACACGGACGCUCGCCUGUCGCGGUGAACCAGACGGGAAUGGAAGUGAGAGCAGAGCUGCACAACACAGAGAAGACACAGUGCAAUGAAUAGCCUGAAGGAGAUGGCCCACCGUGCACACCAGAUUGAGAAACUUAUUUCAGGAAACAACAUCCAGGACAUAAAGUGCCUCCUCGGUGACAUCGAGGACAUUCAAGUCACCCCUGAAGUUCUCCAGGAGACGGACUUGGUUAAAGCGGUAUACAGAGUCCUAAAGACUUGCCCAGAUGCUAGUAUCAGGGUAAAGGCACGGAGACUAUUGUCUGCAUGGAAAAAGUUGUACAAGAGAUCGAAUUUCCAGGGAAAAUGUCCGGAAGACAAAGCAUGUGAAGGUACGGAAAAGAAGGAGCUGUCAAAUGAAAUGGGUCAAGGGAAAGUGAAAUUUGAACAUGAGACUGAUUCUACCUGUCGAAAUCCCACACAACAAACCGAAGAUACUCAAAUUACAACAGCAACUGACAUUAUCCACAAUCUCCUCACAAAUGAAAAAGCUCAUGACAUGAAGGAUCCUGUAACAGAAGGUUUUGUAGGAAGUGACCAGGAUUCAGCACCUAAACAGCUGUGUACAUUAGGUAUUGAUGCAGUGCGGACUAAGUGUGUGGAACUACUCUUCCAAGCUUUAAUUGGCUCGGAGACAGUUGACGGGACGCUGGUUGGAAUAUGGCAGGGAAUUGCCAAAGAAAUUGAACAAUCCAUAUAUGCAAUUCACUUGAAAAAUACCAAAAAAUACAAAGCUUGCAUUCGGAGCAGGAUUUCAAAUUUAAAGGACCCUAAAAAUCCCCAUUUAAGACAGAGAAUACAGUUAGGAGAAAUAACUCCACAGAUGUUUGCUGCGAUGUCGGUGAUGGACAUGGCAAGUGAGGAGUUGAAGCAUCUGAGAGCGUUCUACACCACAUCUGGGCUUCAGAAUCAUCAGCUGCCUCAAUGUUCAGAAGGAAUCAAGACAAGCAAAAUCAGAUGCAGACGGUGCGAAAAAUUUAACUGUACGGUGACAGCAAUUGCCAGAGGCACUCUGUUUAUUCCAGCUUGGGUGCAAAGAGGAAACCCAGACGAACAGAUGAUGACUUUUAUCAUUUGCAAUGAAUGUGGAGAACAAUGGUAUAACAGUGGCUGGAUUUCAGUUUAGACUUGCCAAAGGAUCACAAAGGAAAUUUGUCUGAAGAAAACAUAGCAAAUAUGUACAGGAGUAGGCCGUUCGGCCCUUCGAGCCAUUCAAUAUGAUCACGGCUGAUCAACCAAAAUCAGUACCCCGUUCCUGCUUUCUCCCCAUAUCCAUUGAUUCCG